AAGAGUUUCCCCUUUCUGGCCUGCGCUGUUGUGAGGAGUCAGGUCUGCAGCUUAGGCCCGCUCUCCCUACCUGCCCUGAGGGAGCAUCCUACCGAGAGCCAGAUAGCCCGGCCCCCCCGCCUUCGCCUGCUGGGACGAGCCACCUUCUGAGCCCCGCGAUGCUCUCCCUGUUCUACGGCACAGACAGAGAAAGGCAGCGGCUCGUGCGGGUGAGCCAGGCCCUGCAUGACUCCCUACAAGGCUGCAUCUUAGCCACCCGCACGCUGCUCCAUCUCCUCAGCCAGCACCUUGACACCAGCGUGGGCCUGGAAUCGGUGGGGGGCGACGUCCCUGUGGGGCAGAGCCUGGAGCACCUGCUGUGGGCGGCCCGGGAGAUCCACGCCGCGGCGGAGCAGACGGACAGACACGUGCAGAAGAACAUCAGCCGGGAGCUGUACACCCGCCUGGCCUCCCCCUAUUCCUCGCUGCAGGAGAAGGCGGCCAUCGUCCGGGACUUCCACCAGGCCACCAUGGGCAUCUUCGGCAGUGUGGGCGGCCCCGUGGUGGCCGUGGUGCUGCGGAAGGGGGCGGACGCCCCCCCGGGCGCGCCCCCUGCCGGGCCCCCUCAGAGCAGCCCCGUCUCCGGGACUGGCCUGGUGCAGACUCUGCAGGGCUACCUGCCCGAGGCCGUGACGGGCUGUCGAGCCAGGAACGCCGUGAUGGCUGCCACCGGGCACCUGGAGGAGGCGCGCCAGGCGCUGGCACCGGCCUGCAAGUCUUUCCAGCUGCUGGCUGUUGAGGCUGAGGUCUACGUGGGCCUGAUCGCAGAGCAGCAGCUGGGAAGGGCCGAGGGGCCAGGCCAGAUCCCUGCCGGCCUCGCCCACUGA
Messenger RNA from Pelodiscus sinensis (Chinese soft-shelled turtle), 866 nucleotides. NCBI's taxonomy places the organism in Eukaryota, Metazoa, Chordata, Testudines, Trionychidae. The record is from RefSeq and is a predicted model, not a curated record.